Vitrella brassicaformis is the source of this 3401-nucleotide messenger RNA. Lineage: Eukaryota; Vitrellaceae. The record is from the annotation of a GenBank genome assembly.
GCGCGUUUGCGGCCAGGUUUGGGUGAGCCGCUCCCCUCCCGUGUGCAACCAACCCAUCCUUCCUAUUCUUUUCUCCCAGCUCUCCCAGAAUUGUAUAUACGAACCAUGCCAGCCAACUCGUGGCAUGCGUCUGUCUGUAUGCACAUACAAAUUCACCCGCCCACAACUCACACGACACCACACCACAGCAGGCAAGGCAGGCCCUCCCACACCAUUCACCACUCGCUCACCCAUGGCAUCCUCCGCCCGCCGCCCACCCUCCCGUGCCGCCUCAUCUGUGCCCUCCCCUUCCUCACUCGCAGCUCACGCACAAACGAUGCAUACGCCGCCCUCUCCUCAUUCGCCGCCACAUCACCUCCACCUUGAUCAAUGAUCUCUUCACAUUUCCUGUGAACGCCCUUGAGAAACUCAUUCAGCCGCCGCAGCGUCUCGGUCGACGGCGCUAUGUGGGGAGGCUCGUGUGGCCGGGGUGGUGGUGGUGGGGGCAGGGGCGGUCUUCCCCUGUGUGCGGGGGGGCGGGAUGAGGGUGGUCGAUACGAGCGGGGGGGAGGGGCAGAGGGAGUGGGAGAUUUGGAAGACGGCGGGUUGCACCGGGGGGUCGGUAUCGACCGAGAGGAGUCCCUGGCCUCCUUGGCCAGCUUGCGCCAUGACAGACCUCUGCAAGCGGCAACGCAACAAGAGACAAACCGAGCACCCACAAUGCGCCACUCGAUUAUUGGGUUUCAUGUCUGCUCACCUUGGUUCAGCUGGCAAGGUGGAGCAUCCCCUGUCGCGUGGGGUCGUCACGGCACUGCCCCGCCCCCUCAGCUGCGACUCCCAUCUCCUCCGCCGCUCCUCAUCCAGUCCACGGGCACUCAUCUGCUGGGGGCGGGAUGACCUGUUGACCAGGUGCAGUGGCAGCCUCAUGGGGGGCAACGGGGGCUUCCCGACAUGCUCCCCGACAUGCUCAUGGGGUGGGGGUGGGGGUGGCUUGGGUCUGGCCAGGGCCAGCCGAUCGAAGGCCGACUCCACGCAGUGCCAAUACACAGCUGAGAUAAGGGAAGGAAACAAGGCAUUGUAUCACGAUCACGGAGAUGCCCAUGCUCUUUGUGUGUUUGGUGGUCUACCUGUGAGUGUGUCGGCCAUGACUCUCACUUUGGCUACCGAUAGCAGGGCCGCGGCGUGCCACGAGGCCACCGUCCGCGACAACAGGCACCGCUGAAAGGGCGCAGAGGGAAAGACACACGGGAGUCAUCGAGCAAUGGACUGGUGGUCUGUCAGUCUUCCUGUCUGCGGGUCUGCCUGCCUGCCGGGAUACCUUCCAGCGGGAGAGGGCGGAUGCGUUCCGCCUGUUCUUGAUCCGCCGCACCCCUGGGUGUCCAUAUGACACGGCAAAUCAUUCGAUUGCUGGACGGACCGGUGCAGUGUGCACUUACUCGUGUAGCGGACAAGGCUUCGAAACGCACGCAUCAUCAGUCUCUUGCUGCACAGCACACACCAACGACAACCCCACACACAUGCAAUGCAGACACGCGACGAUGACGCAUGACAGGCAUGGCAGCGCACCUGUAGUGGCUGUUGGCGAGCCCACAGCCAGCGGUGUGUCGCCUCCGCCCGGAGCAGUAGGCCUUCCAUCUCGCCAUGGAGCGAUCUAGUGCCCGCUCAUGGGAGAAAGAGGAGGUCAUGCGAUCGAUCUGAUGCCAACGCCACUGCUGCUCUGCAUUGCAUUCGUCCGUCCGUCCGUCCAUCCACCCCACCCACACAGACACAGGGACCAUAUGGGCUGUUGUUCCGCUCCUGUCUCCUGUGUCGUACCAGCAUAAUGUCGCCACUUGCCUAUUGCCUUUUCGCACGCACGCAGUGCCGCAUAGCUGCACCACAAUCAGGACAAGACGCAAUGAGGGCGAAGUGCGGGGCGUGCCUUGGUUGGUGCGAGGGAGAGAGAGUGCUCACUUGGCUGCCAGCAGCAUGUUCUUGCGCACCAGCGACCUGGCGACGGUGUGCCGGUGCCACACACCCAAAGCCUGGUGCUGCAGGAUGGGAUGCUGAUGCUGCCGACCAACACUAUCGCAACGAUCGCCCUCACGGCCACCGCCAGAUGCAGCACCAUCUGACAGUACAACAACCCCACACCAGCGUCAUCCCGGUUGGUUUUCUGUUGUCCUGUUCUCCUCAGUUACUCACCUGGUGUGUUGUGGGUACCAUCUGUGUGUGGUCUCAGCCUGUGCAGAGCGGUGCGGAGCAGCCGGUGCUGACGUCUAUGGUCAGACAGACAGACGGAGAAGGAGAGAGACAUACACGCACAUGCGGCGUAAGGGUCUGUCGUCGUCGGUGCCUUGCGGACCUUUGUAUGAGCUGGAGAGCUGUCUCCCUCUGCCUGCAAGCAUCGAAAUAUAUGGGGGGAAGGUGGACAAAUGAGUCAGUCAAGCAUUCAGCAGCUCCUUCAUUCGCACCCUUGUUUCUGCAGUAUCAGCCUCUGCCACGAGCUGAACGACAACUGGACCAAACACACACACAUUCAUCAAUGGUGCCUUCCUUCUGUCUGCUUCAUCAAUGAAUGACCCACCUACCUGUUUCGUGUACGCUGCCCUUGCAUCUAAUCCGUCUCGAUCGGCGACAACGGCACAGCCAUCCCCGCCCUCCAUCGAGUCGCCAUCCUCCACCAAACCAGUGCUAUCAUCACCAUCCCUAGGCUGCUGAUGCUGCUGCACGACCGGUGAUGGUUCAUCAGAACGAUGGCCACCAUGGCCACCAUCACAAGCGUCCUUCGAUGUGCCCCUCUCGAGCCAUGCCAGCAGCUGCAGGCAACGCUGUCGACGCUGCUCACGGCUGAGCGGGAAGAGGGCCGCCGAUGGUGGUGCCGGCGCCUGCAGCUUGCGAAUGAGGAGGGCCUUCAGGCGGCCGAUAGACGACGGGCUACACAGGAGGGCAUGGAUGAGCCUCUCGAUGGGGCGCUCGGCCUGCCUUGCGAUGGCAUGGCUUUGGCUGAGCAGGGCGGUGAGCAGAGGCUCGUUGGCGAGCAGGCCUUCGAUCAGCGACUCCCGAGUGGCGCUGCAAACACGAUGCAGCAUCCACCACACAUGAGAGAUCAUGGAGCAGCGACGCAGGGACUCUCUGCCAUAUUGUUUGUUUGCAUACCUUUCAUGUGAUGACGGUUUUCGUUGGUCCGCAAGACGAGCAUACGACGCUGCAGCACGAGUGCGCCGAUGAGCCCUAUGUGCCGAGCUCUGCGGUGCUGCGUAGCUCCUCAGUCGUGUAUGCCAUUUGCGCGCACCAUCCUCAGGGCCGCAACAUCCCUUCCACGGCCCUGUGCCGCCUUCAGUCAUCAAGAAUGGGCUUGGAAUGAGGCAGUUCCCUUCUCCAAUCCAUCUCCAUCAUCCCAGCUCGCAACUCCUCCCUCUGUGCGCGGCUCACCCUUUCGC